GUUCGUGCAUGAAAUUCUCAUCUCAUCUCAUCUACUCACUUUCAAGUUUCAACGGUGGAGAUAUGAUCUGGUGCAAGGAUAAGGAUAACUCACCGAAAGCUUGUACGUCACCACCAAUCUCAGAAAUUUCGUUACGUCAGAAACCGUUUUCUUUGGGGUUAUUUUACAACUGAAAAGCGAAAAAGAACCCCCUCCCGUCCCCAACCGGCCAAUCAAUAUAAAUACUUUCGCGGUCUCCAUUCAAAUUCCCAAAGCUCUCUCCUUAUAUUUCUUAAGUGCUAAGGCGUUCCAAGUUACGGCUUCUCUCUGAAGGUGGUGGUUCUUACUUCUGAGAUGGAAAAGCAGCAGCUCCGAUGGAGUCGUGGGAAUUACAUAGGGAAAGGUUCAUUUGGAAUCGUUAGCCUCGCCACCGAUGAGUCUGACGGCCGAAUUUUCGCGGUGAAGUCCGUCGAUCCCAAUUCGUCUGUCCCUUCUCACCUCGAAUCAUUAGAGAACGAGAUUCGGGUUCUGAAAUCACUGUCCUCGCCUUACGUGGUGGAGUACCUCGGUGACGACCUGACGCAGGAGACUGCGACAACAUGGUACCGGAAUUUACACAUGGAGUAUUUGCCCGGAGGUACCGUUGCUGACUUGUCCACGCAAUUUGGCGGGAAGGGUACUGAUGUGGACGAGCGCAUUGUACAGUCCUACACUUGGUGCAUCGUCUCUGCUUUGUGGUACGUACACGCCAGGGGCAUCGUCCACUGCGACGUCAAGGGUAGGAAUGUUCUGGUGGGUUCGACGCCCGGUGUCGCAAAGCUUGCCGAUUUUGGGUCCGCCAAGCGAAUCUUCGGCGGAGGAGCAAAUAACGAGGAAGAAGGGAUGAUCUUGCCUCGUGGGACGCCACUCUGGAUGGCGCCAGAGGUAAUCCGACGGGACCGGCAGGGGCCAGAAGCUGAUGUCUGGUCGUUGGGUUGCACGGUAAUCGAGAUGAUCACUGGCAAGCCAGCGUGGCAAGAUUGCGGUGGUGCCACUGCAACGAUGUGUCGGAUCGGUUUCUCCAAUGAACUACCGGAUUUUCCAGCUAAAUUGUCGGCAUUGGGUCGUGAUUUCCUCGAUAAGUGCCUGAGAAGGGAGCCGAGCGAGAGGUGGACUUGCGAGCAGCUUCUACGACAUCCUUUCGUAUCGGCAGGUGCUAUUACGGAACCAUCUCCAAGGUGCGUACUAGAUUGGCCUAAUUCGGAAUUCUACGACGACGAAGAGGAGGAAGAAGAAAUUCAAGUCCGUAAUGGUUCAAGUUCUCACAAUUCCGAAGUUCCUGCUAGGGAAAGGCUUAGGGGAUUAACUACUGGUAGGAGGCUGCUUUGGGAGUCCGAUGGUUGGGAGGUAGUAAGGCAGCCGGGUUUAGUCUGUGACAGGGGAGAAGGUACGUGUGGUGGCGGAGUGGGAAGAGAUGGCACAAGUUCGGAAUAUUCGAAUUUGGUUGGGAAUAAAGAGGAAGAGGCAGGGAUAAGUUCGGAAUCUCGGGAUUUUCUUAGUGGCGGAGAAGAAAGUGAAGGGACAUCCCCGGAAUUUUUUAAUUCUGUUGUUUGUCUCCCUUGUGGUGAGUGGUUGAAUUGCGUAAUAAUCUGUAGUGGUAGUGGUGGUGGCAGUGGAGGUGAUGACAGAGCUGAUUCUGAUUGUCAGCAUGAGCAAAAAAUGGGCUUUUACGGUUGGUGUAAAUUGUUAUUGUUAAUUCAUUUAAUGAAAACUCAGAUUUCAUUUAUUAUUUUUAUUCUUGGCUUCAGUUCAUCAUAUACAAAGAUGCAUGUGAGCACCGUCUCUAUCUCUCUCUCCAUCCAGAAAUCCAGUUGGGUUGGCUUUCCACCACGUGAAAUACAGUCUGUCCCUCUCUUUGAGCCUAAAGUCCUAGAAGAUUCAGUUCAGUGGUCAGUCCUGCAACAAAGACAAACAACCCAAUAUAUAAUUGCGUCUGUCGUAUGGCAGAGAAUGGAACGCAAAUUAAUGAACAACGGACAAGUCUAUGUAAGAUGUUGA
Molecule: messenger RNA, 2016 nt
Organism: Nelumbo nucifera (sacred lotus)
Lineage: Eukaryota; Viridiplantae; Streptophyta; Magnoliopsida; Proteales; Nelumbonaceae
Product: mitogen-activated protein kinase kinase kinase 17-like
Biological process (GO): signal transduction; protein phosphorylation
Molecular function (GO): protein kinase activity; ATP binding
Source: RefSeq, a predicted model, not a curated record